Messenger RNA from Camellia sinensis, 1637 nucleotides. RefSeq names its product protein AGENET DOMAIN (AGD)-CONTAINING P1. The record is from RefSeq and is a predicted model, not a curated record. Lineage: Eukaryota; Viridiplantae; Streptophyta; Magnoliopsida; Ericales; Theaceae.
AUGUGCAAGGCAAAAAAGAUGGGCGCACUACGCAAUCCUAACUUUUCUGGUUUUGGAACCAAUACCAAACUUCCUCAUUCCGAUAAUACCCUCAACUGUUAUAUAAUCACAAUUUUAUUUUUUUAUUAUUUUUACAAACCCUAGAAACACAAAUUCCAAAUCGAAAUCGUAUAUGAGAUCAUAAACAACAAAUUCCCCAAGCCAAGAUUCAAUUUUUUACGCAGAGAUUAAGGAAAGGAUUUGAGUUGCAGUUCUUUUGUGCUGAGGAUAUGAUUUGGUUUUGUGUACUUAGUUUUUCAUAAUUAUACCCAUCAUGAGUUUCAAGAGAGGAACUAAAGUGGAGGUUAUGAGGAAAAAGGUUCCGUUCUCAUGGCACUGUGCCGAAAUCAUCUCUGGUAAUGGGCAUACUUACAGUGUGAAGUAUGAUUAUUUUCCAGGCUCAACAAGUGAGUUUGUGGUUGAGAGGGUGUCUAGGAAGUCUAUUAGGCCUUGUCCUCCUCCUGUGGAAGGCGUGAGGAGUUGGGUGGCUGGUGAUAUUGUGGAGGUUUACGAUAAUAUUUCGUGGAAUAUUGCUCGAGUCUUGAAGGUUUUGGACAGAGAUCAUUAUUUGGUGAAGUUACUUGGAGUUCCCCAGGAAUUCAGAGUUCACAAAUCAAACACCAGGGUGCGACAAUCUUGGCAAGACAAUAUUUGGGUUGUGAUCGGAAAGGGCUCUAGAAGUUGUGAAGAUGUGAAAACUAUCAAGCUGUCAACUUCAAAUUGUUAUCAGAAGACAAGCUUCCAAAUGCCACAAGCCAAUGCAAAGACCAAACUGCAAGCAGGAGAUGAUCGUCUUGCUGUUCAGGACAAAGCUGGAUUACAGGAAUCUCAUAUGGUUUCUUCUAGAAUGCUGAAGAGAGCAUCUCCCCACUUCUCCUCUCUUUUCGAUGCAUGCACUGGAAAUGUUCAGAAAACAAGAGCAAUUGAGAAAGAUGGUAGGCGGCAGAGGUUUGUUCUGGAUGUGUUACGAGAAAAGGUAGAUGCUGUUGCUUACCCACGAGAAAAUCUGGGUGAAAAAUACAUGCAUUCUUCCUCUAACAAUAGAUCAAAUGGCUAUUAUGAAAUGGAGAGGGAAAAACUAAGUGGUUUGGUUGCCUGUUCUCUUUCAAGAAGUUCAGAACCUUAUGAUUCUGAUAGUGAUGCAUGUUCUGUUGGUAGUUGCAGCGUUACUAGUGAGAGUCCAAAUAGGUUUCCUAGUCAUUUUGUUGUGAGUCGUUGUCAAGAUACAGAUACCCUUUGUAGUGAUGCAGAAUCUUUUUAUGGUUCACCAAAACAGGAAAACUGUCUCUCUCCUCCAGGAGAGGAAGUGUCAGUGUGUAUCCAUAGAAUUGAGUUGCAUGCAUAUCGGUGCACUCUAGAGGCAUUGUAUGCUUCUGGCCCCUUAAGUUGGGAACAAGAAGCAUUGUUGACAAAUCUUCGUAUUACGCUCCAUAUUUCAAAUGAUGAACAUUUGAUGGAGCUUAGGAAUUUAAUUUCUUCUGGAACUGGUAUUCAUACAUGUUAACAGUUGAAGGGUUCUCUUUUUUUACCUUUCAUUGUAGGAUCCUCUUUUUGUCUUUGAUGUCCAUGGAAAUGUAACUUCUAUCUUGUUUAUAUCA